Lytechinus variegatus (green sea urchin) is the source of this 2179-nucleotide messenger RNA. RefSeq lists its product as uncharacterized. The transcript is spliced from 4 exons. Bases 140 to 1618 code for a protein of 492 amino acids. NCBI's taxonomy places the organism in Eukaryota, Metazoa, Echinodermata, Echinoidea, Temnopleuroida, Toxopneustidae. The record is from RefSeq and is a predicted model, not a curated record.
CACAACCGAGAUACUCAACAGAGUAAAAGUUACUGCUGGAUUGUCAUGUUGUAAAUUCAAAGACUCUUCCGAACAUGUUUACGCCGAAUGUGUGGACAGAACAAACCGGACAAACGAGUCUGAUGAGGCUCCUACUACCAUGUCUACCUGUUUUCCUUCUACCGGAAGUGAUUACAACACAACCGAGAUACUCAACAGAGUACAAGUUACUGCUGGAUUGUCAUGCUGUAAAUUCAAAGACUCUUCCGAACAUGUUUACGCCGAAUGUGUGGACCGAACAAACUUGACAAUGAACAUGUCUAAUGAAGCUCCUACUAACAUGUCUACCUGUUUUCCUACUACCGAAAUUGUCUGGUUACGGAUCGUCAUCGAUGUGGUAGUGAUACUCGCCGUUCUAUUCCUCAUCCUCUUGGGUAUCAUAGUUGUUCGUUUUUGGAGGAACCGUCAAAGGGGCAUGUUUGAUGAAUGGCAACCUCGCAGCAUUCAUCAAAGAAGAGGAAACGAGUCUAGAAUCCCAAGGUCAGGUGGUGAUCUUAUGAACAGGAAUCACAGCUAUCGCAAUCUCUCGGGAUCCAGUACCCUUGAUCAUGGGCUGGAAUCUAUCGAUCAAGCUUAUGCUUCUGUAGCAGCCCGAAGACCGGCAGCAACGGUUUGCUCAUUCGAUGGUGACAUCGGAAAUCAUUAUGGUUCAUUACCAGAUUCAGCUAAAGGUGCAAUGGCUUCAGAGACAUGUCAAUUAAAUACGCCACCCAACAUUCGCAAAUGUAAUUCUGGUGAAGGGGGAAACUCUGAUCCUGAUCUUCGCAUGGCCUGCGACCAAACGGCUAAUCGACAUGCGCGAUCAGAUCUGAAAAGUAAGCCAAGCCCUGUUGUCAAGCCAAGUCAGAAGGGACAUUCUGAGGAUUCUAAAGUUGAAAAGAAUUCCUCUGACAAGACAAAACGGAAAUCUUUGUUCGACCACCUCCCAAAACUUCCAAGUUCGCGAAAACCUUCUAAGUGUGAUGGCACUUCUGUAAAAAGUCCUAUACAAACCAUCGACAGACCAGCGGGUGCCCUAUGUGGGACAGAAGAUAAAGCAAAUACCAACGUGACCGAGUUACUCGAUAGAUGUAUAGUUUCUACCACUGAAAAGUUUCUUGAAGAUCCCAAGUCAAACACCAUGCCACAUGACAUCUAUGCACUUCCCGAUAAGUCUAGCAAUGGCCCAUCAAAGAAGAAGUCAUGUACCAUGCAAGGGGGAGGUUCUGUUGAUAUCGAACUCCAAGCAUCUCAGGAAGGGUAUGGAAGAUUCAAUAGGCUCUUCAAAUCUGGAACCAGCGGGAAAAGCGAGCAAAGGCAAGGGGAAGAUCCGUCAUCACCCGAGGAAUAUUCGGUUCUUAAGCCCGAACUGAAGACAUCGGGCUAUGACAAGCUGGCACACGGGAAGGACAAUGACGGGGCCGCUGCCACUGACCCAACGUAUAAUAUUGUCGGAGAUGACCCAGGAACUGCGUUUGAAACCGGCGAGGUCCCUUACGCAGCAGUGGAUGAUGAUGAGUACGCGGUGGUUGGAGAAGGGACAGCCGUUGCCAAUCAAAACGGAGACUACGAGAUGGUCGCACAUGGUCAGAUAGAAUGAAAGAAAAAAAGGAAGAAUAUUCAUGAUGGCGCUAUUGAAUAUGAUGUCAUGUCACAGAUAAGUGUAUCGAAAUUUAUUCGGUUCCGAUAGCUGGGACUUUUGCUGUAUUAUAGAUAUGUGUGAUAGACUGUUUAGCAUUUAUUUAAAAAAUAUAUAUUUAAAAAAGUAUACGGAAGAUAUAGAAGGAUAGGAGCAGGGGAAGGAGUGGGGAGUAAAGAAAAAGUAGUAGAACAGAAGAUGGUGAUGAGGGAUAAGCAGACGAGACGGAAAAGACUGACUGUGAAAAUGAACGAAAGAAGAAGAAGAGAAGAAAACAAAACGGAUUGAGGGAUAUCAGAAUGUAAAGAGGAGAAGAAUAUGACAUAAAAUGGUAGACAUUAUGAACAAUACCAUGUGCACUGUAAAAAAAAAUACAAAUCAUAUGAAAACAAAAAUGUCAUGGAACGGAUACCUUGUUUUCAUCUGAAGGUUGUUGAAUCAAGUAAAUGUUGCACCAUAGAAAUUGAGUGAAAUUCAUUUGAGCUCUGCUAAUCACCGCGUCUUCACUAUUGCAAAUUUGCA